This is a messenger RNA of Meyerozyma guilliermondii ATCC 6260, 783 nucleotides long. RefSeq lists its product as uncharacterized. The transcript has a single exon. The record is from RefSeq and is a predicted model, not a curated record. The coding region runs from base 1 to 783 and encodes 260 amino acids. Gene Ontology annotation, biological process: basic amino acid transmembrane export from vacuole. NCBI's taxonomy places the organism in Eukaryota, Fungi, Ascomycota, Pichiomycetes, Serinales, Debaryomycetaceae. Gene Ontology annotation, cellular component: fungal-type vacuole membrane.
AUGCCCCAAUUGAUUGAGCAGUGGAGACUUCAAUCCGCAGAGGGCAUAGCCAUCGGGUUCAUUUCCAUCUGGUUUUUGGGUGAUGUUUUGAACCUCAUUGGAUCCAUUUGGGCGGGUUUAUUACCGGAGGUCAUCUUUUUGGCUAUCUGGUUUUGCAUUGCUGACUCCUUAAUGAUCUUCUCUUACAUUUACUACACCAGGAUUUUCCCCAAGCACCACAGACGCAGAUCCUCACACCGUAAACACUCCCAUAACUCGUCCCAUGAAGUACACGAAUCGUCUCUGGGUCAAGAAAAUGCUCCACUUUUGCGCAGAAGAUCGUCUACACUCACAGAUAUCGCCAUGGAACAGCCUUACAAAAAUGUUUUCGUGAGUUAUGUUCUUCCAAUUUUGUUUGUCCUCGGUGCUGGCACCUUGGGUUAUUUUCUCUCUGGAUCUUCUAGCGGUCCUUCUGAAGACAAUAAGCCAAUGACAUUGGGACCUCAGAUCGUGGGAUACCUUUCAGCAUUUUUGUAUUUGGGUGCCAGAAUCCCGCAAAUCAUACAAAACCACAAGAGAAGGUCUGUGGAAGGGUUGAGUUUACUCUUCUUUCUUUUAUCUACUCUUGGAAAUAUCACCUAUGCGGGACAAAUUUUGUUUUACAGAAGCGACUCGCAAUAUAUUUUGCUUAAUUUGAGUUGGUUAUUGGGGUCAAUUGGCACAAUUCUGGAAGAUAUUUUUAUCUUUUUGCAAUUCUACAUGUACAAGGACUCCAAGCACGAAGCUGUGGCCGGGGAUGCUUAG